AUGAGUGGCAGUGAGCAGAUAUGGACUGAUGGAGCCGCGUGUGGGCGAGCGCUGAGUGCUGCUGCAGCCACAUUAGCUCCCAUUGUGGGCAGGGUAAUGGAGGAACGGACUGGAAAUGGUUGGGAGGGAAUUCAGAGGAAGAACAGGGGAGCUCAGGGGACSUGUUUUGUUUUUCUCCACAGGGUUCUGUUUAGCAGCUCGGUUCUGAACCUGUGUGAGUUGGUGGCUCUCCGACCCGAUCUGGCCCGGCUGAAGAAGGUCCUGUACUUCCAUGAGAACCAGCUGGUCUACCCGGUCCGUAAAGACCAGGAGCGAGACUUCCAGUACGGAUACAACCAGGUGCUCUCAUGCCUGGUGUCGGAUGCRGUGGUCUUUAACUCUCACUUCAACAUGGAGUCCUUCCUGUCCUCCAUCGGCUCGUUCAUGAAGAAGAUCCCAGACCACAGACCCAAAGACCUGGACCAGCUGAUCCGUCCAAAGUGUGUGGUUCUGAACUACCCGGUCCAGUUCCCUGACAUCAGCAGUCUGCUGCCUGAACACAAACUGAGACGUCUUCGCCGUUCUGYAGAGACCAAUCGGCAGCAGACGUCGRGGGGUGAAGAGGAUCCAUCAUCUGAUCCCAGAACCGUUCUGACACCAGUGGACCAGGUGAAGCCUCUACACAUUGUGUGGCCUCACAGGUGGGAACACGACAAGAACCCGGAGCUGUUCUUCAACACUCUGAUCGAACUGAAGGAAAAACAACUGGAUUUCCAGCUGUCAGUGCUGGGAGAGACGUUCACCGAUGUGCCAGAGAUCUUCUCCUCCUCCCAGCAGCUGCUCCAGUCCAACAUCCUGAACUGGGGCUUCCUGCCCAGUAAGGACCAGUAUSUGAAGGUGCUGUGUGACGCCGACGUCGUCGUCUCCACCUCCAAACACGAGUUCUUUGGAGUGGCAAUGUUGGAAGCAGUUCACUGUGGAUGUUUCCCUCUGUGUCCAAAGGCUCUGGUGUAUCCUGAAAUAUUCCCAGAUCUGUACCUGUACUCGACCCCUGAGCAGCUCUGUAAGCGUCUGCAGGAACUCUGCAAGAGGCCCAACCUUGCCCGUAGACAUGAUGUCAUGGUGGACACCUCAUUGUACUCCUGGUCUUCUCUAAAACCACAAUUCCAGGCUCUCCUAUCUGCAGAAGGUACCUGAACGCAUCACAGUGCUGAUUACUUCAACUUCCUCUGAGCUGUGAAUCAGAGCGGUUCUGUUCCGAGUCGAGUUGGACCAGAGUGAACUUUCAAACCCAGGCAGGAAACUAAGUCCAGAUUAGAGAUUCCUCAUGAUCUUAAUCUGGCAUCUCGCUGCAGGAAUAAGCAGCCGGGUCCAGCCUCUGGUUCUGAGUCUUUCAUGGGUUUACGACUGUUUUUCAGUGACCAAAUGUCUGCAAAGGUUUAUUUUAAUCAAAAUGUAUAUGUUUUUUAAUAAAAGACGUUAAAUAAAUCCUGAUCUUUAAGCGUCAUUGAGUUUCCUGAAAAACGCUACAUAAGUCUGAUGUCAGUUUGUUUGUUUCCAAUAAUCUUAUGAUUAUUGGAAACCAUAAUYGUAUUGGAAACUAGGAUCUAUACAGACUAGAUGCAAAGGUAAUAAAAGACAAAUUGCAGCUUUACAUGCAAUCAGUUUUUGUAUUAYAGGGAUCUAAAACUUCUAGAAGUGGUCCGGUUUGGAAACGUACAAUCUUUUUGUUUAUUUUUUCUACAUGUUGACUUAAUGCCUGUUUAAGAAAAAUAACACCAUUUAUAUAACCCGUAUAAAAGCUGAAAUCCAAAUUUCACGUUGAACAAUUUGGAUUUACUACAAAGUUGAAGAGCCAUUUAAAGGAUCUAUUGGCUCAACCAGAGUUUCYUCUGCAGUAAGUUUGUAAAUAGUGUUUAAUGUACCUCAUAAAGAAAUAUGUACAAUAUAUUAUGCAAACAGUGGGCCAAAAUGUAAAAUAUUCACUGAAGAUACUUGAAUGGUACCAAAAUAUUCAUAAUAUUAACAGUGGACCAAGUCAAUAUGCCUCUCAAUCAAAGAUUUAUUUAUGAUUAUUAAUCAUCAUUAGCAGCUGGCAUCACUAAUAUACRGCCAUCAGGAAGAUGAAUUAGAUGUUCACUAUGAACUGGUGUUUUUUAUUUAUUUAUUUUUAAAUAAAUAAAAAACAUUACAUUUUUUUUAAACAAGUCAGAUUUUUUACUUGUUUUUUUUUACUCAUGAACCAUACUUUCUUUGCCUUUUGUUGAAGCAUUAAAGGUGAUAAACUUUCAUUUAUGCACAAAGCUUUGAGCAAAAAAAAAAAARAAAUCACUAAAUUUUACCACGCUUCUGUGUAGGAUAGCAGCCAUACUUUACCUCAGGAUCUGUUUUAUUACAAAUGUCAUCAAACUACUUGUUACCAAUGUUUGAUGUUUGCUUAACUAAUUGUUUAUUGAAAAAGCUUUUCUCGAGUGAUUUUUGAAAACUUGAGAUUUGUUCUCUGUGUAGUUUGAUCCAUAUAUCCAAAUUUCUGUUUUGUGAGUUUUCCAAAAGGCUUUGCAUUUUUUGAGACAGAUCUAAAUUUAAAAAAUCAGCAAAAUUAGUCUUUGUUCAGUUUGUCGCUUGCAGACUCAUCCACGGUUUUUUAUAUAAUGAAAGUUUUCUGACAAUGUGAUUUCUGGUGUAAAAUUUAUCAUCCAAAUUGUGAUGUUGACCACAGUGCCACCAAUAGGGAGUAGCAAAUUUAUAGUAGUUAAGAGAAGUUUCCUGUUUUGUUUUUUGUGUUCAGGCU
Molecule: messenger RNA, 2770 nt
Organism: Poecilia reticulata (guppy)
Lineage: Eukaryota; Metazoa; Chordata; Actinopteri; Cyprinodontiformes; Poeciliidae
Source: RefSeq, a predicted model, not a curated record